GAUUCACAGCAAGAUGGGCGAAGGCACCUUUGGCCAGGUCUUGGAAUGUUGGGACAGAGAAAGGAAGGAUAUGGCUGCCAUUAAAAUUGUUCGUGGUAUUAAGAAAUAUCGUGAAACAGCUACGAUAGAAGUUGAAGUAUUGCAACAGCUUGGGAAACAUGAUAAGGAUGGCAACCGUUGUGUGCAAAUAAGGAACUGGUUUGACUAUCGUAACCAUAUCUGUAUUGUGUUUGAGAAGCUUGGACCAAGCUUAUACAAAUUUCUACGGAAAAACAAUUAUCGCUCAUUUCCAAUUGAUCUUGUCCGUGAGAAUGGAAGACAACUGUUGGAAUGUGUAGCAUUUAUGCAUGAUUUGCAUCUGAUUCAUACGGAUUUGAAGCCUGAGAAUAUUCUUCUAGUGUCUUCAGAGCAUGUUAAAGUUCCAGAUUACAAGGGUUCCUCACGAUCGCCAAAGGAUGGUUCUUACUUCAAAAAAGUUCCAAAAUCAAGUGCCAUCAAGGUAAUUGAUUUUGGCAGCACAACUUAUGAUCGUCAAGAUCAGAGCUACAUUGUAUCAAUUCGACAUUAUCGGGCACCAGAAGUAAUUCUGGGGCUUGGGUGGAGUUAUCCUUGCGAUGUUUGGAGUGUUGGUUGCGUCUUAGUGGAGUUGUGCUCAGUAUCUAUAAAAAUUUGA
Molecule: messenger RNA, 673 nt
Organism: Camellia sinensis
Lineage: Eukaryota; Viridiplantae; Streptophyta; Magnoliopsida; Ericales; Theaceae
Product: serine/threonine-protein kinase AFC2-like
Biological process (GO): protein phosphorylation
Cellular component (GO): nucleus
Molecular function (GO): ATP binding; protein serine/threonine kinase activity
Source: RefSeq, a predicted model, not a curated record